This is a messenger RNA of Candoia aspera, 2793 nucleotides long. RefSeq names its product VPS53 subunit of GARP complex (gene VPS53). Gene Ontology annotation, biological process: retrograde transport, endosome to Golgi. Bases 43 to 2541 code for a protein of 832 amino acids. Gene Ontology annotation, cellular component: GARP complex. The transcript is spliced from 22 exons. Lineage: Eukaryota; Metazoa; Chordata; Lepidosauria; Squamata; Candoiidae. The record is from RefSeq and is a predicted model, not a curated record.
GGAAGCCGCGCCGCCACCGCCGUGCGGGGAGGAGAAGCCGGGAUGGAGGACGACGAGCUGGACUUGGCCGACGAGCUGGAGGCCGCCUUGCAGCUGGCGCCGGAGGUGCAGCUGGCCAUCGAGCAGGUAUUUCCCAGCCAAGAUCCGCUGGACAGGGCUGACUUCAAUGCUGUGGAAUACAUCAACACCCUUUUCCCAACCGAGCAAUCUUUGGCUAAUAUUGACGACGUAGUGAGCAAGAUCAGACUGAAAAUAAGACGAUUGGACGAUAAUAUUCGGACUGUGGUGAGAGCCCAGACCAACGUGGGGCAAGAUGGCCGUGAGGCUCUUGAAGAGGCCCAGAAAGCCAUCCAGCAACUCUUUGGCAAGAUUAAAGACAUUAAGGAUAAAGCAGAAAAAUCGGAGCAAAUGGUGAAAGAAAUCACCCGCGAUAUCAAGCAGCUGGACCACGCUAAACGCCACCUGACCACCUCCAUCACAACGCUGAACCAUCUCCACAUGUUAGCCGGAGGAGUGGAUUCGCUAGAGGCCAUGACCAGGAGAAGACAGUACGGGGAGCUAGCCAACCUCCUACAAGGUGUUGUGAAUGUGCUGGAACAUUUCACCAAAUACAUGGGGAUCCCGCAGAUCCGCCAGCUUUCAGAAAGGGUGAAGGCAGCUCAGAACGAGCUCGGGCAACAAAUCUUGGCUGAUUUUGAAGAGGCGUUUCCCACCCAAGGCACAAAGAGAUCUGCUGGUCCCAGCAACGUUCUCCGCGACGCCUGUUUGGUAGCCAAUGUCUUAGAUCCCCGGAUCAAGCAAGAAAUCAUCAAGAAGUUUAUUAAGCAGCACCUCUUGGAGUAUCUGGUGCUGUUCCAGGAAAACCAAGAUGUUGCUUGGCUAGAUAAGAUCGACCGGCGUUAUGCCUGGAUAAAACGCCAGCUGGUAGACUACGAGGAAAAGUAUGGCCGGAUGUUCCCCGCAGAAUGGUGCAUGACAGAACGAAUUGCGGUGGAUUUCUGCCAUAUUACAAGGACGGAGCUGGGAAAGAUCAUGCGCGCCCGAGCAAGAGAGAUCGAGGUGAAGCUGCUGCUCUUUGCCAUCCAGAGGACGACCAACUUCGAAGGGCUGCUGGCCAAACGAUUCUCUGGCUCCACGCUGUCGGAGGCAGUGAUGAAGAAGCCGGAGCCACCCCCGCCCUCCACCAACCCUUUCCUAGAGGACCCGUCUGUGCUGGAGGAGGAUGAAGCCCCAUCUGAAAGGGCUGAUGUGGAUAAACCACAGAAGCCGAAAGUUCCAAACAACCCAUUUCACGGUCUUGUUUCUAAGUGCUUUGAACCGCAUCUGUAUGUCUACAUUGAAUCUCAGGAUAGAAACCUUGGAGAGCUGAUUGACCGGUUCGUGGGGGAUUUCAAAGCCCAGGGCCCCCCCAAGCCAAACAUGGAUGAGGGUGGGGCCGUUUUGCCCAGCUGUGCCGACCUCUUCGUCUAUUACAAGAAAUGCAUGGUCCAAUGCUCACAGCUAAGCACCGGAGAGCCGAUGAUUGCCCUGACCACCAUAUUCCAGAAAUAUCUGCGGGAAUAUGCCUGGAAGAUCCUCUCGGGAAAUUUACCCAAGACCACCAGCACCAGCAGCAGCGGCCUGACCAUCACCAGCUUGCUAAAGGAGAAGGACGGUUCCGAGGUGGCCAAAUUCACAGUAGAAGAACUCUGCCUGAUCUGCAGCAUUCUAAGCACGGCUGAGUACUGCUUGGCUACCACGCAGCAGCUUGAAGAAAAACUCAAAGAGAAGGUGGACACCAGCCUGGUCGAAAGAAUCACGCUGAUGGGAGAGAUGGACACUUUCAGCACAGUAAUUUCCAGCAGCAUCCAGCUUCUGGUGCAGGACUUGGAUGGGGCCUGUGAUCCGGCGCUCACAGCCAUGAGCAAAAUGCAGUGGCAGAAUGUGGAACACGUCGGGGAUCAGAGUCCCUAUGUCACCUCGGCCAUCUUGCACAUUAAGCAGAACGUUCCCAUCAUCCGUGACAACCUGGCCUCCACCCGGAAGUAUUUCACCCAGUUCUGCAUCAAGUUUGCUAACUGUUUCAUCCCCAAGUUCAUUAACCACCUUUUCAAGUGCAAGCCGAUCAGCAUGGUAGGGGCCGAACAGCUGCUGCUGGACACUCACUCCUUGAAAAUGGUCCUGCUAGACCUGCCGUCCAUCGGCUCACAGGUGGUGAGGAAGGCGCCCGCCAGCUACACAAAGAUCGUGGUCAAGGGCAUGACGCGGGCCGAGAUGAUCCUCAAGGUUGUGAUGGCCCCCCAUGAGCCCGCUGUGGUGUUUGUGGACAACUACAUCAAACUCCUGUCUGACUGCGCCGCCGAUACUUUCCAGAAGAUUCUGGAGAUGAAGGGUCUCAAGCGAAGUGAGCAAAGUAGCAUGUUGGACUUAUUCCGUCAGAGGCUCCCGGCUCCCCCCUCGGGGGCAGAGGGCGGCAGCUGCGUCUCGCUGACGGCCCCCACGCCCGAGCAGGAGUCGUCGCGGAUCCGCAAGCUGGAAAAGCUGAUCAAGAAGAGACUCUAGCUGGUCCCCCGCUGGCUUCUUCUGCAGCUCCUGAAGGCACCGUGGUCCAAGGUUACGGCCGCUUUCCAGGGGCUCUGCCUUUGGGCCCCCACUAUCCCUGCCAGCUGUCUCUGGCUGCCUGGCACCCUGGAGCUUAUACGGCGGAUCUCCCAAGUGAAUUUCAGCACUCCCCAAAUCCCAGGACCACCCCAACGUUUUGCAGGAUGUUAGUAUGCUCCAGAGACUCGGGGCGUCCUCGACGGAGAUGUCAGA